AUGCACUGGCCACGGAGAAAAAAGUCCAAGGUCGCUGAACGACCAGCCCGACCGGUUUUGCCGGGGCCAACAGAUAUUGUGAAGUCGCCGACAACAGAACACAAAUCAUCCGCAUCACCACCUGCGCAGGGAAACAGGCCUGAGUCGAUUUCCCCUCAAGCAGCAAAGCAAGUCCUAUCCCAAGUGGCGGAGGAACAGACAGCGACUACCGAUGGACCGGCAUUAGAGUCCCCACUUGGAAGUGCUCCUCCCCAGGGAUUAGAUGCGACCGAAAAUGACGAAAUCACCGCAAUCUGGGUGCAAGUGCAGGAGAGAGUGGCGCUGUUAGCUACAAAGGAGGGCAAGGAGAUCAAUAGUGGGUUGGAAAUUGAUGAUGUGAUCGCAAAUCUCGAGGCUUCUCAGGAGAAGGAAGAGGAAUCACCAACCACACAAGCUGUGAAAGUCGCCUUUGGGCGAACUAUGGGCUUGAUUAAGACAGUUGGAGGUAUUGUCGUCGACGGAGCAUCUACGGUUUUUGCACCGGCAGGACAAUGCUACAACGCGGUUAGCUUCCUUAUCAACGCGUACGACGGUUACCAGGGCGCCUUUGAUGGUCUGGCCGAGCUGCUCGAAAAAUGCUCGGAUCACCUGGGCCGUCUCGACUACUAUGUCAAGGGAGGUAUGGAUAAGAGAUUGAGCAAGCUAGCUGCGCAGCAACUGUUACUGUUUGUUCAGAUCUGUGACGCUGCACUGGACCUACGAUAUUCGGCCGCUGAGAAGAUCAAAACUGGACUGAAAAUCGCCUUCCUUGCGGAAAACUCCAUCCAGGGUCUGUUGGGAGAGAUGGCCAAGUUGGGCGAAAGAGAGCGCGGGUUGAUUUCUGCGCAGACUUUCUCGCUCGCCUCCGCGGCAGCCACCAGUGCUGCUGAGGGAGCCGCUUCCAACAAACAGGUCCUGGAUACUCUGGUUCAGAAUGGGGAGGAGCAGAAGGCACGGGCUGAAAAUGUGGACAAGAAACGGACUCUGAUGGAUGUUCUGGCCUUUGACGAGGACUCUGAGCAAUGGAAUAGCUCUAAACAAGCCCCCGUGGAGAUUUGGCAGAUAAUAUACAACGACAUUCGCAAAGAUGUUGUGUCAGGAACUGGAAAAUGGCUUUUUUCUCAUCCUGCUUUCCAAUCGUGGAUAUCUGACUUUUCGUCCUCUCCGAUCUUGGCAGUCGAGGGAACAGAUAUUACAGGUAAAAGUUAUUUGACCUCUUCAAUGGUCAAAUACUUGCGAACAGACGUGAACUCUCAACAUCCUAAUUUGCGACAUCUGGUAUCUUUCUUUUUCCUUGACCACGAGAAGGCCAGCCAUGGCUUUGACGACGCGGCCAAGUCCCUGAUCUGGCAACUUGCAGACAAAGAUGAGCCGUAUAUGAAAUCUGCAGCACAAAUCUGCCAGAAGGUUGGAGCGCUCGAUCCAAGCGACAUAAUUCCUUGUCUACUGCUGGGAAAUAAAGAGUUCGAGCACAUGGAUGCCGUUUCCUACCUUGUCAUUGAUGGCGUAGGUGACAAUUUGGACGCUUCAAUGCUAAAAUUCCUGCAAAACUUGUUUCAAGUUCAGAAUAAGAAGAUUCGCGUCUUCCUGACUGGCACACCAAGGGCUUUCGAACAAAUAAAGAAAAGCAGUGUGGCCUGCCCUAGCAUUCCAAUCAGCCGCCACAACCAUGACGACGUCAAAAGGUUUAUCGAGGCUAGGAUGGAUGACAUUGAUGCACUGGCAGACACAGAACGCCCGGGGAUAUCAGAGCAAAGGGAGCAGAUCUGCAAGGACCUUUUACAGACAGCUGCAGGGGACUACUACAAAAUUGACUCGGCGUUGCACAUUAUUAGCACGCUGGACUAUAUGGAGGAUAUCAAUCGAGUCAUUCAAGAAACUCGCGGUGACCGUGCCAUGCAGCUCCACCGUGAGAUAGAUAUGUUGAAUCGUGAGCGUUCUCCAAGGCAAAUCCAAGAGAUGAAUCACCUCAUUCGCUGGAUCACAUUUGCCUCUGAAGACGUCACGGGAAGGCUAGCCUCAUCGCUACUGUAUCUGGUCACCGGGAAUGUUCCAUUAAGACCACUCGCUGAGCAGAUUCGGACUAAAUAUCUGUUGUUCAAAUUGAAUGCGGAAGGCUGCGUCGAAUUCAGGUCAUCGAAAGCGCUGGAAGCCAUCCCACACCGGAGUGAAUUGGCAAGGUCUACAAGAAAUAAUGGUCAAGAAAUCCAGCCGGGGGAGAUCGAUAUAGUUCUGCACUUUCUCAACAACGUAUGUCCGCCUGCGUUGUAUCAAAAGCUUGGAUUACGCGAAUAUCUGCAGAAGAAGUCGACCCAAAAGCAAGAUCAGAUCCAACAGGAGGACAAGAAUACAGGGCAUCUGCAAAUGGCGCUAGAUUGCAUACGUUCUUUCUCCUAUGGUUACGAUGCGAGUCUCUUGCCGCUUCAGCAAUACGCCACGGAUAAUUUCAUUUUUCACUUGUCCUCGGUGGAUUUGGCUAUGGUUGAUCGGGACCAAAAAAGCCAAGUUGGGGAGUCAUUGGUUAGGUUAUUCACAAGGAAUGAAAGCCUUGACCCUCUCAUGAUGCCGAAGGGUGAAAUGUCUUACUCGUAUGACAAUAAAACCCUUUGGCUCAAAGACAAGAAAACAAUCGACGAAUUGGUUAGAUGGCUUCGAGACACAGCGGUGGUAUCAAGGGUUACUGACGAGUCUGAUCAAUCUUGGAUUCAGAGCGUCGUCUUAGAUGACGCAGCCGAGGCCCUGUUUAAGCCGUCGGCGAUCAGACUGGCUUACCUUUGCUUGAGAGAGCCAAGUUCAGCUGAGGAUGUCAGCAACAUCUUUUAUUUUCUUGAGAAGUUUCUUCAGAUGAGCUCGGAUGGAACCGACAAGGAUGGAGACAAGACUGUUUUCAUUAACAAGUUCGAGCAGUGGGCUUACGAGGCACUCCAGCUUUCUGAAAAAGACACACUAUGGCAUACGCAGAUGGCCAUAGUUUAUGCAGGAUGGUCCACGAAAGAUGCUAUCGAACGCUCUGAGCUGGCUUUGAAAUUGGAUCCUAACAAUUGGAGAGCAUCCGUUCGCUUUGCAAUAUUUGCUCCAUUGAAGGAAGCGAUUGAGAUAUUGCAGACGGUGAUCAGUCGUAGAAAAAAGGAUCUAGGUUGGAUGCGAGAUCCAUCCCACGUGAAAGACCUUGGUGACCUAAACUAUGAGUUGGCUGAGAUAUAUUGGAAAGAUGAGCAGUUCGAUCUUGCAAUCCCAAUUUAUGCUGCGUCCUUAAAACAAGCCCCAGAAGCUGGGCACAUGUUUUUGGGACUCGUCGUGCAAUGCCUGGACAAGGGGCAAGAAACUGCAGUUAUCUCCCUUAUCGACGAGUUCUCAGCGAUCGACAAUGGAAAGCACCUCGCCGAAAUAGUAAUGAAAGCAAGGGACCCGGGUUUCAUUUUAUCUCUCGAUGAUCAAAUUCGGAAGAUCGCCGCCAGAACAAAGCAGUUUAGUGUUUUUGAUAAACUAUACGAGCCUGCAAUCCGCAAGGGUGAGAAGACAGACGACCAGGAGAUCCUGUGCAUGGUACGAUAUCUGUAUGGAGAGGGUCUCCAUGAACACAACGUGCGUGAGGGAAAAGCGAUCGAGUUGUGGGAGACUUCCUUGUCGACCUGUCUCACAUCUGGUUAUGUGAUGUUGGACAAACUAAUUACCAAGUUGGCCCCGCUCUAUCUACAAAAAGCCCUCAUCGCCAAAGCAAAUUCGGAAUCAAACACCGUGGCAAACUAUCUUUCAAGACUUUCAGAUAUGUUGCCGGAAGGAGUGACCGCGUCACAGGUUGCUUUCCCACCCCAGCUCUGGCUGGCCCGAUAUUACCAUCUUGAUGAUGAUGAUGCAAAGGCUCAACAGAUGGUGCGAAGUUUGCUUCAGGUAGUCAUCGAGCUUCUAUCUGAUGAAGAAAAGUCGAACGAUAAGUAUGCGUUUAAAAAAGCUCACUCUGUUUUUAUAUCUCUCGGUGACGAAAAAAACGCAUUGACUGCCCUAGCCAUGGAGACGCGCGAAAGUGGAUUGCGCAUGGGGUUAUCCUGCACCGGCAGUUGCGGUCAUUAUUGGAAAUUUCCCAGCGAGAUGUGGAUCUGCAAGCACUGCGUAUAUGUGCGUCUGGAUGAUGACUGUAUGACGGGGUUCAAAGAGGGUAAAUUGGAAAAGAGGAUCUGUAAUCCAGAUCAUGAUUUUAUGAAGGUUCCCAAAUGGGAUGGAGACUGGUUGGGCUCGAUUCCAAAGGGGAUGGUACCUUGGGGUGACCAGAUUAUUACCUUGGAUGAGUGGAAAAAUGAGAUCCGAAAGGCAUACCUUCAUUCCAAUGUUUGA
Molecule: messenger RNA, 4350 nt
Organism: Penicillium manginii
Lineage: Eukaryota; Fungi; Ascomycota; Eurotiomycetes; Eurotiales; Aspergillaceae
Exons: 3
Coding region: 1-4350 (1449 amino acids)
Molecular function (GO): protein binding
Source: RefSeq, a predicted model, not a curated record